Molecule: messenger RNA, 4670 nt
Organism: Polistes canadensis
Lineage: Eukaryota; Metazoa; Arthropoda; Insecta; Hymenoptera; Vespidae
Gene: vvl
Product: POU domain protein CF1A
Exons: 2
Coding region: 1098-2456 (452 amino acids)
Biological process (GO): regulation of transcription by RNA polymerase II; brain development
Cellular component (GO): nucleus
Molecular function (GO): RNA polymerase II cis-regulatory region sequence-specific DNA binding; DNA-binding transcription factor activity, RNA polymerase II-specific
Source: RefSeq, a predicted model, not a curated record
CCUCGGGAACCUCGGGCGAGCUACGAGGCGAGGCAGUCAGUCGCUCUCAGCUACGACAUGCAUAACGCAUGAGAGAGCCCGAGCGAGAUCUUUCUACGACCCGUUCUCUCCUUACCACGCACUCUUUCUCUCUCACUCUCUCUCUCUCUCUCACUCACUCUCUCAUUCUCUCUCAUUUUCUCUCUCACUCUCUCUCUCUCUCUCUCUCUUUCCUUCGUUACUACUCGUUGUUACUACUACGACACAUUCUCACACAUACGACACUCCUCGACCAACAACAACAACGUAAACGUUCCUUGGCGUUGGCUAUAUCACACGUAUCCACUCUUUCUCCCGCAACUCCCACAUACGACUCCAAAGACGACGAGGGUGACGACGAGGGUGACAACGAUAGCGAUUACGACGACGACGACGACGACGACGACGACGACAACGACGACGACAACAACGACGACGAGGACGACUACGACACAGUUCGAAACGCGCGAGAGUGCGAUCGGCAGCGAGAGCGAGGAGAGAGUCGCGUUUCGUCUCUACGAUUCCGCAAGUCUUCGAGAGUGUGUCAACGUUUGCUAAGUCCUCCUCGCUCAACAUCGACAGUGAUUAUAAUAAAUACCUAUUUUUAUUCAUUUCGUUUAGUUUUACGCGAGUUCGAAUACGAAACAUGAGUGAUAUCGGCUGAUUUCGGGAUUACUCUCGCGAGUGUUGUCACCUUUGUAAAAGGUAACUUGUGUUGUCUGCAAUAACGUGUGACAAAAUAGAAAACAAAUUAGCUGGGAGAUACUGUUUUCGACGGGCGGAGUAACGAGUACGCUCGGAAUAAUGCGGCUCGAUCGGGAUUUAUUACGUUUUCGCGAACGGUGGACCGGUGCGAGCGGUCGUUAAUAGGCUCCGAUAUUAAAAAGGAUUACGUUUCGGUAACAUAUUCUGAAGAAACUUUAAUCGUUUUUAUCGUUGGAGGAGAGGAGGGUGUGUGGGAGAGAGAGAGAGUGAGAUAAAAAAUUGUAGAUCUAAAGGUGUGCUCGCAAAAUUAGCCGGUAAGUAAAGAUAAAACCGGCAGCGAGCAACUAAAAAGACCUCUCGACGAGGGGAAGUAGAUGGCCGCUACCACGUACAUGCCGGUUAGUAGCGCAGUGUCGGCCGAGCUGGAUGGUGGUUCGGGUACAACAAUCGGGAUGAACAUCGCCGUGGGUGGCUAUUCCUCGGGCUCGCCCCGCAGCGCCGCCGACGCCGGCGAAAUGAAAUAUAUGCCGGCGCCGCAGCAUCAUCAUCAUCACCACCAUCAUCAUCAGGUGACCUCGUCGCCGUCGCCAAAUGGACUUUCGCAUCCGGCGGCGAGCCUCUCCUCGGCUAACCCAUGGGUCAGUUUGCAACCUGGUAGCGAUCCCUGGGCAGCAUCUAUGGGGAUGCAUCACACGAGUCAUCAUCCUCAUCAUCAUCCCCAUCAGGCUAAUACGAGUUUAGAUGUGAAACCUUUAACGGCCGCUGCCGCGGCGGCGAACGCCGAUCAAGGCAUGCACCAUCGCGGACCUCAUCAAUCCCCUGGUAUGGCGUCGCCGCAUUCCUGGCACGCGCCAGUUGUACCCUCGGCACAUUACAAUCCGAGCGGUGGUGCGGCUUCGCCUACGACCCUGCAACAAUACCAUGCGGCGAUGAACGGCAUGCUACAUCAACAUCCUCACCAGCAUCCCCAUCAGUUGCACAAUCACCAGGCCGGCCUUCCUCAUCAUCUCAGGGACGCCCACAAUCACAGUCCACCGACAGGUCAUCCACUUCAUCCUGGACAUCCUCUUGAUAGGGAUCACAGUGCUGGGGAGGAAGAUACGCCGACUUCCGAUGAUCUCGAGGCGUUUGCGAAACAAUUCAAACAGAGACGCAUUAAGCUCGGCUUUACACAAGCGGACGUUGGUCUUGCACUCGGUACCCUUUACGGAAACGUAUUUUCGCAAACGACGAUAUGCAGGUUCGAGGCGUUGCAGCUAAGCUUCAAAAACAUGUGUAAACUAAAGCCCCUAUUACAAAAAUGGCUCGAAGAAGCGGAUUCAACGACGGGCUCGCCAACGAGCAUUGACAAGAUUGCGGCACAAGGUAGAAAGCGAAAGAAGAGAACGUCGAUCGAGGUUUCGGUGAAGGGUGCUUUAGAGCAACACUUUCACAAACAACCAAAACCCUCGGCUCAAGAGAUCACAACGUUGGCCGAUAGUCUGCAAUUAGAAAAGGAAGUAGUAAGGGUGUGGUUCUGUAACCGACGGCAAAAGGAAAAGAGGAUGACACCGCCGAACACGCUUGGCGACGGCAUCAUGGAAGGCAUGCCGCCGGGUCAUCAGGGACAAGGUGGCCUCCACCAGGGCUAUCAUCCGCAGGAUCACCUCCAUGGCUCGCCCAUGGGCCAUAGCCACAGUCCCCCGAUGCUAAGUCCUCAAGGUCUCACGGCCCACUCGUUGGCGGCUCACUAGCGUUCGCCGGGGCCUCCCCCGUUGGGCCUCGCAUUAACUUCUCAAAACGCACCGAAUUCCUCCGUGUCCUCGUCUGCGCCACCGCCUCCGCCGCCACCAACGGCGGAAAGUCUGCCGCACUUUUACCAACACUAUUUGCAAACUCGUACCGGUUAUGCCGGUAGCUCGUAGCUCUAGGCGGUCGGUCUAUGCGAAUAUACACGAAUUCAAGGAGGAAGAAAGUACGAAGAAACAAUAAGAAAACAUAAAAAACGGGAUACACCAAUCGUAGAUGAACUUUAUUCGAUAAUGAGGUUCAACGGGGCCUAACGAGGCUGGACUCAUGGCCCGUACACACCGGGGAGGCUGACGAGCUCGAUGUUCGAUGCUGCUCUGUUAUUAUUGCUCUCGCUCUUUUAAUAUCGUUCCUUUAAUUUCAUUCUCUCUAUCUAUUUCUCUCUCUCUCUCUUUCCCUCCUUCCCUCUCUGUCGUCUCGUACGACAAGAGGACUCACAGAUGAUAUAAGAGAAUAAGAGAGAUGAAUAUAAAGGACGAUCAACGUCGUUCACCGUCGCUGAAAAUAAGCCGAGGAAACGUUAUACGAUCUAUUAGAAACAUGGACUUGUGGAAACGUCGCUCGUUCGUCCAUUGUUCGACGAGUGUCGUUUGUGUUAAACUCUUUCUCUUUCUCUCUUUUCUCUCUCUUUCUCUCUAAAUACUUAUUACAGUGCGCGUUCCGAAGAAAGACUAUUUGGUGAAGAAGAGUAUUGGACCGAAAAAAAGAUUUAGUGAAUAUGAGAAAGAGAGGGAAUGCAUGAUAAAAUGAGCGAAUGAGCAACAACAACAACAACAAUCAACAAUAAAAAAAAAAAAAACAAAUAAGAAAUCAAAUGAAAUCAAAAUGAAAAAGAGAAAGAGAAAAUGAGGGACAAAACGCAACGAACAUACAUACGUAGGAUAGUGCUGUGUUCGUUUGGGAUUUAGCGCGAAAUGCUGCGACUCCCGACGAAUGAUGUAACAUAAGUAAAUAUGGACUGUAAAUAAUGUACUAGAUAAAAAGAGCUAGUAAGUUAAGUGAAAACAUUUGCCGUUGGCGUCGUCAUCAUCGUUGACACCGUUGCCGGCGUCUCUCAUCGUCAUUGUCAUCAAUGCUGCCGUCGCAGCUGCCAUCGCCACCGACACUGUCAUCGCCUUCUUAAAACAAACAAAAAAAAAAAAAAAGAAAAAAAACAAAGUAUGGCAUGGACUAACGACAUGGAAAGAUUGGGAAAAAGAAGAAAAGGAAGACAAAGCAGAGUGUAAAAGGAAAGAUGCGGAUUGAAACAAGGGCGCACGCGUCGUCUUUUAAGUCGUCGUCAACUUUAUCGUCAUCGUCAUCGUCAUCGUCCUUGCGGGGAUACGCGAGCCGCACGUGUGCGAAUUUCAACCAGACAGAUCCCCAUCAAACGAAAAAAUUACCCUUCUGUAUAAAGAGUGUGUAGAUUUCGAUCGAAUGGAGACGAUGCACGGCCGGGAUAUGAGAUUUUGUUGAUACCGCUUGUGUUUCAACGACGUUUCAACGAGAGAAGAAAUGUUUUGAGAGUGUUCGAGUGUUUUGUAUCGGAGGAUGGACAAUGAGUUUUGGCGCAACGGAGAGAACGUUACUUUUCGGCGGUAUACGAUCGAUAUAAAUUUUAUUCUUCUUCUAUUAUUUUAUUUUUUAACGAAAAUGAUGUGUACAUACAAAGAAAAAGAAAAAAAAGAAAAAACACCACAUAGACAGUAGAGAAGGCGGUUCGUACUGUUAGAAAAUCGAAGGACCAGAAUUUUUAUUUGUACAAACGAUCUAUAUGAUCCAAAAUAACGAAAGAUCGAAUUUAUUUAAAGAAUCUUAAUAAAACACUUCGAUUUUCUUUGACAAUCGUUUUGAAGUGCAGUACGCGUGCGUGAUUUUUGCCGACGACGCACGGUGCAAAUGAUAGGGGCGACAUGUAAAAACGAGAUACUUAUGGGAUUACAAUCUAAUACACGAAAAGAAAAACAAAAGAAGAAUGACACGCAUCUGUAAACAAUACCUACCCUCUCCCUUCUUUCAUUGUAUAUUAUUAUUAUACAUUAAUUAAUUAUUAACGAUAAACAAAAAAAAAAAAAUAAUAUUGAAAUUUGGCGAGUGGUGUCGACCACUGAUUUUGUUAGAACGUCGGAAGCUAAAUUACUACUGAAUUUUAAUUAAAUAAACAACAUUGAAAGUAAAUA